Molecule: messenger RNA, 1572 nt
Organism: Micropterus dolomieu (smallmouth bass)
Lineage: Eukaryota; Metazoa; Chordata; Actinopteri; Centrarchiformes; Centrarchidae
Product: bromodomain-containing protein 1-like
Exons: 3
Coding region: 137-1501 (454 amino acids)
Biological process (GO): regulation of transcription by RNA polymerase II
Cellular component (GO): MOZ/MORF histone acetyltransferase complex
Source: RefSeq, a predicted model, not a curated record
AGAAAGGUGCUGAAGACUGGAAGAGGUGUUGACAUCCUUGUGGAAACACAUUUACUGCCUGACAUUCUUCUCGUAAGGCGCCAUUGAGGGUUAAGGCUGUUAAUCAUCAAUCUUUUAGGGUCUUUACGGCCUCAAAAUGAAGAAGAAAAGCAGACAUCACCGCUCGGCGGUGCUGAAGAGGGACUCCUCUCCCAUCAAGCCGUCGGCCAACAGGGAGACACUGACAUAUGCACAGGCUCAGCGAAUAGUGGAGCUGGAGGUGGACGGCCGCGUGCACCGGCUCAGCAUCUAUGACAAGCUGGAUGUCAUCACCGACGACGACCCCACGGCUCAGGAGAUCAUGGAGUGUAACAGCAACAAGGAGAACAAUGAGAAGCCCCAGCAGGUCCUGGUGCGCUCUGUGCGCCUCAAAAACAACCAGCAGAAGAAGAAUGCGGCGCUCACAGCCUCGCAUGGCGCCAUCAGCACGCACGGCACUGCCAGUGGUCUGCUGGAGGCAAAGGUUAGAACGGUUGAAUACAAUCUGCCGGUGGUGCCAAAGAGGCCGGCAGCAUAUUACAAAUACACAGAGAGGACAGCAGAGGAGCUGGACGAGGAGGUGGAGUACGACAUGGAUGAGGAGGACUACGCCUGGCUGGAGCUAAUCAACGAGAAGAGGAAGAGCGAGGGCAUUAGCCAGGUGUCGCACAACCUGUUCGAGUUCCUCAUGGACCGCUUCGAGAAGGAGUCUUUUUCAACCACGCAGGGUCAGAGUGACCUACAAUCGCUGGUGGACGAGGACGCCGUCUGCUGCAUCUGCAUGGAUGGAGAUGGAGCCGACAGUAAUGUCAUCCUCUUCUGCGACUCCUGCAACAUUGCUGUGCACCAGGAGUGCUACGGCGUGCCAUACAUUCCUGAGGGCCAGUGGCUGUGCCGUCACUGCCUGCAGUGCCCGUCACGGCCCGCUGAUUGCGUCUUCUGUCCUAACCGAGGUGGAGCCCUGAAGAAGACUGAUGACGACCGCUGGGGCCAUGUAGCUUGUGCCCUGUGGGUGCCUGAGGUUGGCUUCUCUGACACGGUUUUCAUCGAGCCCAUCGAUGGUGUCCGCAAUAUCCCGCCAGCGCGCUGGAAGCUCACCUGUUACCUCUGUAAAGAGAAAGGUGCAGGAGCAUGCAUCCAGUGCGAUAAGAUCAACUGUUACACUGCCUUCCACGUCAGCUGCGCCCAGAAGGCCGGCCUCUACAUGAAAAUGGAGCCGGUCAAGGAGGUGACGGCGUCCGGCUCCACAAGCUUCUCUGUGAAAAAGACCGCCUACUGCUGCAGCCACACACCUGUAGGCUGCGACCGCCGACCGCUCAACAUCUACGAGGAAUCGCACCCGAAAAACGGAGCCUGUCAAAAGAGGACUGAGAAGAGGGGGAAGGCCCGGACCAAGGGUUGGCAGAAGAAGAAGAGUAAGAGAGCGGAGCCAGAACCUGAGACUCCCACCAACUCGGGGCCCAGUAUCACUGCUUCAAGGUAGGCAGGCAACCAGGACUCCGAGAAAGCAUCUCACAUUAAUAAUUAAUAAAUAAUCGAUACAACUCUGUUCUU